Molecule: messenger RNA, 439 nt
Organism: Scheffersomyces amazonensis
Lineage: Eukaryota; Fungi; Ascomycota; Pichiomycetes; Serinales; Debaryomycetaceae
Gene: RPS10
Product: 40S ribosomal protein eS10
Exons: 2
Coding region: 52-402 (116 amino acids)
Cellular component (GO): cytosolic small ribosomal subunit
Molecular function (GO): RNA binding; structural constituent of ribosome
Source: RefSeq, a predicted model, not a curated record
UUAAUAUUCUUUUAAGAUUAGUCUUAGUAUAACCAACUAGUAGUAGCCAUCAUGCUUAUUCCAAAGGAAGACAGAAAGAAGAUCCACCAAUACCUCUUCCAAGAAGGUGUUGUCGUUGCUAAGAAGGAUUUCAACUUACCAAAACACGAUGAAAUCGAUACCAGAAACUUAUUUGUCAUUAAAGCUUUACAAUCUUUAACUUCUAAAGGAUUUGUUAAGACUCAAUUCUCAUGGCAAUAUUAUUACUACACCUUAACUGAUGAAGGUGUUGAUUUCUUAAGAACCGAAUUAAACAUUCCAGAAGGUAUUUUACCAUUAACCAGAUUAAAGAAUGCUCCAGCUGAAAGACCAAGACCAUUCAGAGGUUCUAGAGAAGGUGGAUUCAGAAGAAGAAGAGAUUAAGUAAAUAGUCUUAAUAUAUAAUAGUAUAUGUAUCAGG